This is a messenger RNA of Scomber scombrus (Atlantic mackerel), 1723 nucleotides long. RefSeq names its product phosphatidylinositol-binding clathrin assembly protein. Lineage: Eukaryota; Metazoa; Chordata; Actinopteri; Scombriformes; Scombridae. Gene Ontology annotation, biological process: clathrin-dependent endocytosis; clathrin coat assembly; synaptic vesicle budding from presynaptic endocytic zone membrane. Gene Ontology annotation, cellular component: extrinsic component of presynaptic endocytic zone membrane; synaptic vesicle; clathrin-coated vesicle. Gene Ontology annotation, molecular function: phosphatidylinositol-4,5-bisphosphate binding; 1-phosphatidylinositol binding; clathrin heavy chain binding. The record is from RefSeq and is a predicted model, not a curated record.
GUUUCGAUGCUCUCGGAGAUUUGUUGAAGCCAACGGUUCCAACGCACAGCGCUCCUCCUCCUCCUCCUCCUCAGAUGGCCCUUCAUCAUGGAGGAAAGCUGCUAGCCAACGACCUCGACUCCUCUCUGGCCAACCUCGUGGGCAACCUGCAGUUCGGUGGGACCCCAGCCAAGAAGCCAGACAUGCAGUGGAACCAUCCAGGAGAGAAGAAGCUGACUGGAGGACACAACUGGCAGAAUAAAACCAUGUCGACUACGCAGUGGGGCCCAGCGCCCAUGGCUCCUCAGCCCAUCCCUGUUCAGCACGUGGCUCCAGCUCCCAUGGCUUUCCCCAUGACCACACCGCAAGUGCCUGUGUAUGGAAUGGUCCCUCCCCAGAUGGGUCAGAUGGGUGGGGUACCAGUGAUGGCUCCUCAGCCAAUGAUGUACAACCAGCCUGUUCUCAGACCCACUAACCCCUUCGCACCCAUGCCCGGAGCCCAGAUGCAGUUUAUGUAAUCCAGUCAGGGGGGGAAGCAGAGUGCCAAAAGCGACAAACAAACAAACAAACAGAAGAAGAAGAAAAACACACAAGAGGACGAUCACACGGACGGAGGAAUGAUUUUAUCAAGUUAAAACGACUUAAGAGACAGACAGACGACAAGAUAACCAACCCACACCAAAAAAAAAACAACAAGAUGGAAAGAUGAGGAGAAGAUGACCCUAACAGAGGACGGAGGGAGGGAGGGAUGGAUGAAUGGAUGGAUGGAUGGAGGGGAGAUGUGGUCCUGCCUGGUUGUCGUCUGAAACAACUCCUUGCAAACGUGCAUGAUUGUGUGUAUGUAUGUGUGUGUGUGUGUGUGUGUGUGAUGCUACUUUCUGUUAUAUUUCAGUUUUUAAAAUCCAAUCGAUGGAGUGAUGUUCAAUGAGAUGGAAUAAGGACGAGAGAGAAUGUUGGAGAGAAAGAUGGAGAGAAGCAGGAAGGGAAUGGAGGAAAUCCUACCUCUGGUUUUUGCAGUCAGACUGUAUCUACAGUAUAUCUGACUGCUGUGAGAGUCUCAGCUGCAAGAAUUAGCUUUAUUUCAUACUGGUGCUAUUUUGUCUCCUCUGGGCUACUGUGCGCCUGAAACGGCAACUUGGGAGCACUUAGUAGAGGACAAGAGUUUGUUCAGUGUGUGUGUGUGUGUGGGGGGGUUUCAGGUGUGUGUGUGUGUGUGUGUGUGUGUUUAUGUUUGUGUGCAGUUAUUUCAGACAACACCUUCGCAAACCGACCCUCCUCUCCAUCCCCCCCCUUCCCUUAUUCGCCGUCCACAUCCACACAACUGUCCAAUCAGUGAGAGAUUUAGAGGCGAAUCCUCUCUCCGAGUGUGUGUGUUUCCUGUAGUUUCUUCCGCUCUGUUUGGGGGAGGUGGGGUAAUAUCUUUGUAAUUUUUUUUCAAUCUGUUCUCCUUCUUGCAACCUCUCCUGUGAAUGUCCUGAAUAUAUCGGGGCUUUUUUGUUGUACAGCGAUUUUGUUUGAAACCAUUUGUUGAUAGUAGUUGAGCGUUUUGUUGUUUAUUGGAGUUUUUAAAAAAGCUCAAAUCUUUUGCUCAUACUGCGUUCAUUUCUCCUCUUAAAGAUACAGAUACACACAGAUACAUACAGGGGGUUAGUGUCCAUGCGGGCCCCAAAAGGGUUAAAUUUGGGCUGCAAAUAUGGGUCCCAUGUGGGUUUGUCCAGAGUUUCCAUGAUGGCCCCAUCUGCCC